CAUGCAACCAUUCUCUAUUCUCCAUUCUGUAUAAAUUCAACACUCUCCUACACUUUUCUUCAACCAUUCACUGCACAACUCAUUGUGCCAUUCGUUGCCUUAUUGCAGAUAAGACCAACCAUUCUUCCUUCAGUUCUGUAUCAAGAUGGCAUCAGUGCAUGCUAAUGUGACACCACUUGUUUGCAAGAAUGGCAACCAUGCUUCUCAAUCGAAAUUUCCAAGUUCUACAUUCUUGCCUGGAUUUGAUGUUGUUGGACGUGUUUCAAGUGCUUGGAAGAAGGAACUUGUUCCACCUUCCAUGACCUUGGUACCUAGAGCCACAUUAACAUUUGAUCCUCCAACUACCAAUUCAGACAAAACCAAUCAAAAGAAGCACACUAUUGACCCUGCUUCUCCUGAUUUUCUUCCCCUUCCUUCCUUUGAACAGUGCUUUCCAAAGAGCACUAAAGAACACAGGGAAGUGACUCAUGAAGAAACUGGUCAUGUGCUCAAAAUUCCCUUUCGUAGAGUUCACCUCUCUGGGGAGGAAGGACACUUUGAUACCUAUGACACUAGUGGUCCCCAAAAUAUAAACCCCAGGAUAGGACUCCCAAAAUUGCGUCAAGAGUGGGUUGACAGGAGGCAGAAAAUAGGUCCACCAAGAUUUACUCAGAUGUACUAUGCCAAGCAGGGAAUUAUCACUGAGGAGAUGCUUUAUUGUGCCGCUCGUGAGAAGCUUGACCCAGAGUUUGUGAGGUCAGAAGUUGCUCGUGGACGUGCUAUCAUUCCUUCCAACAAAAAACACUUGGAGUUAGAGCCCAUGAUUGUUGGAAGAAACUUUUUGGUGAAAGUAAAUGCCAAUAUUGGAAAUUCUGCAGUUGCUAGCUCCAUAGAAGAGGAGGUUUACAAGGUUCAGUGGGCAACUAUGUGGGGAGCUGAUACAGUCAUGGAUCUCUCAACUGGUCGCCACAUCCACGAAACUCGAGAGUGGAUCUUACGCAACUCCUCUGUACCAGUUGGAACUGUACCUAUUUAUCAAGCACUUGAAAAAGUUAAUGGAAUUGCUGAAAAUCUUACCUGGGAGGUUUUCAGGGACACCCUGAUUGAACAAGCUGAACAGGGUGUAGAUUACUUCACCAUCCAUGCAGGAGUUCUUCUGAGAUAUAUUCCAUUAACAGCAAAACGCAUGACAGGAAUUGUCUCCAGGGGAGGAUCUAUUCAUGCUAAGUGGUGCUUAGCUUAUCACAAAGAGAAUUUUGCUUAUGAGCACUGGGAUGACAUUCUUGACAUCUGCAAUCAGUAUGAUGUGGCCCUAUCCAUUGGUGAUGGUCUAAGACCUGGAUCCAUCUACGAUGCAAAUGACACGGCUCAAUUUGCUGAACUCUUGACCCAAGGAGAACUGACCCGUAGAGCAUGGGAAAAGGAUGUGCAGGUGAUGAAUGAAGGACCUGGACAUAUCCCAAUGCACAAGAUUCCUGAAAACAUGCAGAAACAGUUAGAAUGGUGUAAUGAAGCACCUUUUUACACCCUUGGUCCUUUAACAACUGAUAUUGCUCCUGGCUAUGAUCACAUUACCUCUGCAAUCGGUGCUGCAAAUAUUGGUGCACUUGGUACAGCUCUUCUCUGUUAUGUGACUCCAAAAGAACACCUUGGGUUGCCAAACCGGGAUGAUGUUAAGGCUGGAGUGAUAGCUUAUAAGAUAGCAGCUCAUGCAGCUGAUUUAGCCAAAUGUCACCCACAUGCUCAGGCCUGGGAUGAUGCGUUAAGCAAGGCAAGAUUUGAAUUUCGAUGGAUGGACCAGUUUGCUUUGUCAUUGGAUCCAAUGACAGCCAUGGCCUUCCAUGAUGAAACCUUGCCAUCAGAUGGUGCGAAAGUGGCACAUUUCUGUUCAAUGUGUGGCCCUAAAUUUUGCUCUAUGAAGAUAACAGAAGAUGUGAGAAAGUAUGCUGAGAAAUAUGGCUAUGGAACUGCUGAGGAAGCUUUGCAGCGUGGGAUGGAUGCUAUGAGUGCUGAAUUUCAAGCUGCCAAGAAAACUAUCAGUGGGGAGCAACAUGGUGAAGCUGGUGGAGAGAUUUACUUGCCAGAAGCUUACGUAAACUCCAAGGAGAGGACUGAAUGAAUGGAGUAAAUCAUUUGGAAGAACAUGGAGCUAGCUUCCCAGCUGGCCUCUCAGGGUGGGAAUGCAUUUCAAGCAGUAGGAGUAGGCGAAUAAGUUCUGUUUGUAGAGAGCGUUUAUGAACUUCAUCUUUAGUCAACAUUUGUUUUGUUAUCCAAUUCUCAGCAAUGAAUUGCUCUAGUAUCAUAUUGAAUACCA
Messenger RNA from Vigna umbellata (rice bean), 2293 nucleotides. The record is from RefSeq and is a predicted model, not a curated record. Lineage: Eukaryota; Viridiplantae; Streptophyta; Magnoliopsida; Fabales; Fabaceae.